UGAAUGAAACCAUAUGAUCGAUGGAUAAUAAAAAAGUUUUUAAGUGAUUACUUUCUUCAGCGUUCCUCACUUGAAAACCAUAUGGAAAGUCGAUGCUUGCUUUUAAAUAUCUUCAAUUAUGGGGAAUUCUUUAUAUUGCCUUGAUUUUUAAAAAUAACAAUAAAAUAAAAAAUUCUUAAAAAUUCCAUCGAAUACGAACAAACAAAAAAAAAAUGAUUGUUGAUAAAGCGGAUAUGGUUAGCGAGCAUGCUUGGACAAAGUUGCUCAAUGAACAUGAUACGACGGCAACGGGCAAAGGCGCUGUGAUUACUAAAAUGAUGUCACAUAACGAUAAUAGUUUAAUUAGAGAUUUUAAGCAACAGCACAACAACAACAAUAAUAGUCAUAAUAAUAACCAUAGCCCUGCUAGCGAAGCCAGUCCAUUAACAGGCGAACAUAAUACCGUCCAGCAAUUAAAUGGUGGCAGCGGCAUGGUAGGUGGCCCUAGUAACGGCACGGUUACCAUAUGCCUGGGCAAAGAUGAUAUAAACGAUACUACAAAAUUGAAUGCCAACAUUGGAGAUAUGAAUGAGAAAACUGUACAAAUACAACGCAAAGAGUCCUUGCUUGGAACAUUCCAUAAACAUUUACGAAGAUCGAUAAAGGCCGUCAGUGAAUCACCGGGACCGAUAACGAGGUAUCGCCAGACACGAUUCAGUUCGCGACGUGUAAGAAAACGUGUAAUAUUCAAGCAUGGUGAUUGCAACGUGGUGCAAGGAAACGUAGCGAAAAGACGGCGUAGAUAUCUGCAGGACAUCUUUACCACACUUGUGGAUGCACAGUGGCGCUGGACAUUGUUAGUAUUCGCUUUAAGUUUUCUCAUAUCGUGGGCAUUUUUUGGUUUCAUCUGGUGGACGAUUGCCUAUGCACACGGUGACCUCGAAUGGAUAUAUAUGCGUGAUUAUCAGCCAGAAUUAAUACAAAAUCAAACGCAUCGUAUGUGUGUAACGGAAGUGAGGAGUUUCACUUCAGCAUUUUUGUAUUCCAUUGAAACUCAACACACAAUCGGUUACGGCAAUCGAUUUGUAACGGAAGAGUGUCCCGAAGCCAUUUUUACCAUUUGUCUGCAAUGCAUUAUGGGUGUAUUUAUACAAGCAUUUAUGGUUGGCAUAGUAUUUGCGAAACUAUCGCGGCCCAAGAAACGAGCACAAACCCUGCUAUUCUCCCGAAAUGCUGUGAUAUGCCAUCGAGAUGGUGUGCCAUGUUUAAUGUUUCGCGUGGGUGAUAUGCGAAAAUCGCACAUAAUUGAGGCUCACGUAAGAGCCCAGAUAAUCAGAAAAAAGGUUACUAAAGAAGGUGAAGUGUUACCUUUCUAUCAGCAAGAGUUACAAGUUGGUGCUGAUGGCGGUGAAGAUCGCUUGAUGUUCAUAUGGCCUACAACCAUAGUGCAUAAGAUAGACUGUAAUAGUCCUUUGUACAUGUUAUCAGCUUCCGAUAUGCUCAAGGAACGUUUUGAAGUUGUGUGCAUGUUAGAAGGUGUUAUUGAAUCGACGGGGAUGACAACACAAGCUCGUAGUAGCUAUUUACCUUCAGAGAUUUUGUGGGGACAUCGUUUUGUCAACGUUGUAUCAUUCCGUAAAGAUACUGGAGAAUACGAAGUGGAUUAUACCUUAUUCAACAAUACUUAUGACGUGGAUACGCCCUUGUGUUCAGCUAAGGAAUUGGACGAUCUCAAACUCGAUUACGCCAAGAAUAAUAAAACCGGCUUUGAUCGUGCCUUAUCAGCCGGUUUGCUGCAACACAUAUCCUCCUCGCCCUCGUCACUGGUCGAUCAUAUGGAGCCCGCCAGUGAUGAGAGUUUAGAUUCAAAUCGUUUACAAAUGCGAUCUAAUUCCAUACCCAAUGGUCAUCUGCUGGCAGCUGACUUGGAGCCCUUAACAAAUAAUAACAAUAAUAAUAAUAAUAAUAACAACAACACGCCGUCAUUUACUAUGGGUGGUUCGAAAAUAAUACCAACCAUUACUACAAAUAACUAUAAAAGUAUUAAUGAGAAAACAAAUUCCAUUAGUCAUCACAAUAAUAACAACAAAAACCAUAACAAUAACAAUAAUCAUAACAGUAGUACAAUAAUGCAGAAUGCAAAAACAAAAGUUUCUAAUACGCGACGUCUUUCCAUAAAGCAAGAUCAGUUACCCAGAGAUUCGUUGUGCUGA
Messenger RNA from Glossina fuscipes, 2192 nucleotides. RefSeq names its product G protein-activated inward rectifier potassium channel 3 (gene Irk1). Gene Ontology annotation, cellular component: plasma membrane. Lineage: Eukaryota; Metazoa; Arthropoda; Insecta; Diptera; Glossinidae. The transcript is spliced from 7 exons. Gene Ontology annotation, biological process: potassium ion import across plasma membrane; regulation of monoatomic ion transmembrane transport. Gene Ontology annotation, molecular function: inward rectifier potassium channel activity. The record is from RefSeq and is a predicted model, not a curated record. The coding region runs from base 213 to 2192 and encodes 659 amino acids.